AUGCGUUUGUUAAAGACUGAUACGCUUGAGUUUCGAGACUUUGACUAUGGCAACAUUCCGGAGUACGCCAUCUUGUCACAUCGAUGGGGCAGCGAAGAGCUUACCCUCCAGGAGUUGGAAGCAGGCGUAACUAACAAGCAAGGAUACAAAAAAGUGCAGCAGUUCUGCUCAAGAGCCAAAGCUGACGGGUUCGAUUAUGGCUGGGUUGACACGUGCUGCAUAAACAAGGCGAGCAGCGCGGAGUUGUCAGAGGCCAUCAAUUCCAUGUACCUCUGGUAUUACCAAGCUGAGAGGUGCUACGCCUAUCUCGUGGAUGUCCCAUCAAAGUCCAAUAUUGAAAAUAGCGAGUGGUUUGCCAGAGGAUGGACUCUGCAAGAGCUCGUUGCGCCCUCGGAGGUUUACUUUGUUGAUGAGCAUUGGAAUGACUUGGGAACAAAGAAAGACCUGCAACAAGUCGUGUCUAAGUGCACUGGUAUACCCAUCAGCAUCCUCUCAGGCGAUGACGAUCUUGAAACAGCCAGCAUUGCACAGAGAAUGUCAUGGGCUGCCAACCGAAAGACACAAAGGCUUGAAGAUCGGGCUUACAGUUUGAUGGGAAUCUUUGGCAUCAACAUGCCUUUGCUGUAUGGAGAAGGCGAGCGAGCCUUCAUUAGACUGCAGGAGGAAAUUAUGAAAGUCUCGGAUGAUCAUAGUAUUUUUGCAUGGGAAUAUUCCGACAAUCGUGGCGGACUACUGGCAACUUCCCCCGAGGCGUUCAGAAACUCCAAAAACAUCAUUCCGUUCAAUCACUUCAAUGAUCAUAACGAUGCUUCGACCGCCCCCGAGGAUUGGGUCUCGCGAUUCUUCAUUGCAAACAGCGGGACAUUUGAAAGAGUCAGAUGCGAAAAGCUGGAACAGCUUGAUCUGAGAAAAUUUAGAUCCUCACAGUAUCCAAUGAGAAAUCUAUGCGUCCAAACGGGGAGAAUGACGCCUAUUCGCAGAUCUAAGAACCUUGGGAAGAAUGGUAACACUAACCAAUACGAUAUUUACGACAAUGACACCCUGGAGCAACUGAUAAGUCUUUCGGAUCCAGCAGCUUUAUUACGCGCUGCCGAAUCCGGAUCUGAAGAUCGCGUAUGGCUGCUACUGACACGGGAUGACGUUAUGAUCGACUGGAUGGAUGAGCGCAAAGAGUAUGCCUUGUUGCGCGCAAUAGAUGGCGGUCAUGAGAACAUUGUCAAGAUACUACUUGCUCGUGGUGCCAAUUCUGGCUACAUUGCCGGCACAUUUAGGACACCCUUGUUGUUUGCAGUCCAAAGAGAAAACAAGUCAAUAGUCAAGCUACUACUUGAUAACGGGGCCAAGGUCGACUUCAAAGAUGAAAAGCUUGUGGAGACACCGUUGCUAACAGCGGCCGAAAAGGGGCUUGAGGAUAUUGUUGAACUUCUGCUGGACAAAGGCGCCGACAUCAACUCUUGUGAUCGGCCCAGUAAUACGCCGCUGCGGGUAGCUUCCAAGGCAGGGCAUUAUGGUAUGGUCAGGCUGUUGCUUGACAAUGGCGCCAGAGUUGACUUUACACAUUCCCGCUACCAACACACGCCGCUACAAGAAGCCGCCGCAUGGGGACACGAGAGCGUUGUCGAGCUGCUGCUGGAAUGGGGCGCCGAUAUUAACUCACAAGACGCCAGGGGCCGGUCGCCGCUCUACUUGGCCUCUUCAGGUGGGCAUGAGAAUAUUGUUAGGCUACUCGUUGAAAGGGGAGCCGAGGUCGAUGAGAAAGUCAAGAUGCCAUCCUCGGGAUAUGAGACUGUUAACAAGGUAUUGCAAGAUAAAGAUAUAGAUUCGGGGGCUAAGCCAAAGAAAAAGACAUCAGGAAAUUUUUCCAUUAAUCUCUUCAAGAAGACUUGA
Messenger RNA from Trichoderma aggressivum f. europaeum, 1887 nucleotides. RefSeq lists its product as uncharacterized. Lineage: Eukaryota; Fungi; Ascomycota; Sordariomycetes; Hypocreales; Hypocreaceae. The coding region runs from base 1 to 1887 and encodes 628 amino acids. The record is from RefSeq and is a predicted model, not a curated record. Gene Ontology annotation, molecular function: protein binding. The transcript has 3 exons.